Molecule: messenger RNA, 2246 nt
Organism: Sesamum indicum (sesame)
Lineage: Eukaryota; Viridiplantae; Streptophyta; Magnoliopsida; Lamiales; Pedaliaceae
Product: Tetratricopeptide repeat (TPR)-like superfamily protein
Molecular function (GO): protein binding
Source: RefSeq, a predicted model, not a curated record
UGAAGUAGGGCAAAAUAAAAGCAGAAAAGAAAAAAGAAAAUCUUGGGGGUUUCCAGGGUUUUUCCAAGGGUUUAACGACUGAUUCUGAAGCUGCAAUCCAUCAAAGUGUUGUAUAAAUUUCGUAUAAGGUUUCCUACGGUAACGAAUCACAAAGUCCAACUCAAAUCCUUCGAAAUGCGGAGAGCUUCAUCCAAACUUCUUUCCCACCUUCAAAAAUCACGCACUAAAACCCCAGUUUCUUCCCUUUCCAGGGACUUUGCCAGCACCUCUGAUCAGUCUCUCGCCAGCCCGUCAAAACCCCAUCUCAAAUCUUGCUCCAAGACUCGGUCUUUACUCUUCUCAAGACUCAAUUACCAUCGACUUCAGGCUAGCCCAUCUCAGAAUCUCAACACCCUCGUUGACCCAAUUGCCCAAAAUGUUGCCCAGAUGUCAUCAAGGCAGAGGAAAAUCAAGGAAAGAUCAGAUCUUGAGGAGGCUUUUGAGUCUGCUGUGUCUAUUGAUGAAAUGCUCAGGGCAUUCGAAGACAUGGAGUCAUGCUUCGAUGAGAAGGAGCUAGGUUUAGCCUGCUUGAAAAUCGGCCUCAAACUUGACCAAGAAGGCGAGGACCCUGAAAAGACUCUGUCUUUUGCACAAAGGGCUUUGAGAAUUUUGGAGGAUAAUGAAGAUAGUAAUAGUAGUUCUGGAAGUAAAUUGUCUUUGCCCGUUGCUAUGACUUUGCAGUUGUUGGGUUCUUCUUGUUUUAAUCUGAAAAGGUUUAGUGAAAGUUUAGGUUAUUUGAAUAGGGCCAAUAGGGUGUUGAACAAGUUAGAGGGGGAGAGUUCUUACCAAGCCGAUGAUGUUUUGCCUAUUUUACAUGCGGUCCAGUUUGAAUUGUUUAAUGUUAAGACGGCUAUGGGUAGGAGAGAGGAGGCUCUUUCUCAUCUGAGGAAGGCUUUGGAAAUUAAAGAGAACUCUUUGGAGGAAGGUAGUAGAGAGCUUGGUAAGGCCAAUAGGGAUGUCGCAGAGGCUUAUGUUGCAGUUUUGAACUUCAAAGAAGCACUGCCUUUUUGUCUGAAGGCCUUGGAGAUACACAAGACACAGUUGGGGCAUAAUUCAGUGGAGGUUGCAUAUGAUAGGAGACUUCUCGGAGUUAUUUAUACUGGACUAGAAGAGCAUGAGAAGGCCUUAGAACAGAAUCAAUUGUCACAAAGGGUCUUGAAGAAUUGGGGUCGUAGUUCUGAUUUGCUUCGUGCAGAGAUUGAUGCUGCUAAUAUGCAGAUUGCAUUGGGGAGGUAUGAAGAGGCUAUUAACACUUUAAAGGGUGUUGUACAACAGACUGAUAAAGAGAGUGAGGAUCGAGCUAUGGUCUUUACUUCCAUGGCCAAAGCUUUGUGUAAUCAGGAUAAGUUUGCAGAUGCAAAGAGAUGUUUGGAGAUUGCCUGUGGAAUUCUUGAGAAGAAAGAGAGAAGUUCUCCUCUUGUUGUCGCAGAAGCAUUUAUGGAAAUCUCAAUGCAAUACGAGGCAAUGAAUGAAUUUGAAGCUGCAAUUUCAUUGUUAAAGAGAGCACUCACAAUGCUAGAGAAGCAGCCUCAAGAACAACACUCUGUAGGAAGUGUUUCCGCAAGGAUUGGUUGGCUGCUACUGUUGACUGGGAAGGUGGAACAGGCAAUCCCAUAUUUGGAAGAUGCUGCAGAAAGGUUGAAAGAGAGUUUUGGUUCCAAGCAUUAUGGAGUGGGUUACGUUUAUAAUAACUUGGGUGCAGCUUAUUUGGAAUUAGAUAGACCACAGUCAGCUGCUCAGGUCUUUGCAUAUGCAAAAGAUAUCAUGGAUGUCUCUCUUGGUCCUCAUCAUAUGGACUCAAUAGAAGCAUGUCAGAAUCUUUCAAAGGCAUACGCAGCUAUGGGAAGCUAUCCACUAGCAAUUAACUUUCAGGAGAAAGUAGUUGAAGGUUUGGAGGGACAUGGACCAAGUGCACAAGAAGAACUGAAUGAAGCUAUUCAAGUACUGGAGCAAUUAAAGGAGAAAGCUAGUACUUCCGUCUCUGAAACACUUAUGAACGCCUUGCCGUUGCCUCAAGAAGAUGAAGAUUUUUCUGCAAAGAAUCCACACUCUGGUAUUUCAGCUAUGGAAAGAAUCUCUUGAACCGACAAGUAAAUGCGGCGGUCAGAUGCAGAAUCCAGGGAGAAAGAUCUCCUGAUGGGCUGGAUGGAAAACUGAUCAUCUUUCUCUCUCACAUCAAUACCUUCAUCUCCCAUGAUUGAAACAUG